CUAUACUUGAAGUGCUGCAUUGCAGACUUUUAAAUGGCUUGACAUCGGCAUGUAGUUCACCGAGUGCCUUUACACUGCCUGCACGUUAGCUGCAGGAGCUAUUCACAUUAGCUUAAUCUGAAGCGUCGCCGUUUCAUGUGCAUGUCUACGUGUAUUAAAGUCACUUUUAAUAAAACCGAAUACGCCACAGAGCUCUGGAGCAAUAUGACGCGUUAGUUGACCGGCUAGUUUCUCUCUGUCCUUCUUUGUGCCGUUUGACGCUUGAGGUCAGAGGUCAUGGCUGCGGAUUGUGGCGUGUUCGUGGACUGGUCUCAGAUGGGCGAUGUGAGUCACGACGCGGCUCCCGGUAAGACCGAAUAUAAAGACUUAAAGGAGCUGAAGCAGCACGCCCGCUCAGGCCAGUGGGCCAAAAAUCACAGCCAGCGCUCGGCCGUUUACCAGCAGCUGCUCAAAGCGCUCCCGUGUCGCACCGUCACGCCGGACGCCGCGGUCUACCGGGAUAUCGUAGGCAAUUCCAAUUCCAAGUGCAACCCAUCCGCUUACCCAUUGCCAGAUUUUGUGGACGGGACGGCUGUGCCAUGCUACUGUCUGAAGGCCGAGUCUGUGGGAUCGGUGCAUGCUGUCAUUUCUUGCAUCGCAGGGCAGUUCCCAGAUAUAUCGCACUGCCCAACUUUACCAGCGGUGACGGCGCUGCUGCUGCACUGGAGCGCCGAUGAAGCGCAGUGCUUCGAGAGCGUCAGUCGCAUGCUGGCCUGCAAUGAACCCGGGCGCCGUUUAUUAGAUCAGACUUUCCUCGCGUAUCAGUCGGCCUGCAUGACCUUCGGCGACCUCGUGCAUAAAUACUGCCCGGCCGCGCAUAAGCUGAUGGUCGCCACGGCGACAGACGUGCUGGAGGUUUACUCCGAUUGGCAGCGAUGGGUUCUGGGCGACCUGCCUUUUAGCUUCGCUGCGCGUGUGAUGGACAUCUACUUGGUGGAGGGGUAUAAGGUCCUUUACCGCGUGGCGCUGGCGAUACUGAAGUCCUACCGCAAGCAGCGCAGUGCCGCCGCAGACUCGGCCCUAACCAAGCAGGACUCAGCGGCGGUCAGGAGCGAUAUCCAGGCGUUCGUGCAGAACAUCGGGAAAAGCGUGACGCCGGAAAAGCUGCUGGAAAAGGCCUUUUCCAUCCGCCUGUUCAGCCGGAAAGAGAUCACGCUGCUGCAGCUGGCCAAUGAGAAAUCACUCCAGCAGAAAGGCAUCACCGUCAAACAGAAGAGCUCUAUCAAAAGACAAAAUGUCCAGUUAGCUGUGAACGCUGAUAAUUUCAGCUCGGAGAUUGUCAGCGCUAAAGAGAUCAGAGAUAUUUGGUCGUGGAUCCCGGAGCGUUUCGCUUUAUGCCAGCCGCAGCUACUCUUCACCACAUCCACACACGGCUGCAGCCUCAACAGGUUUUAUUCACAUUGUGAGGGAUAUGAGCCGACAUUAAUGCUCAUCAGAACUACAGAUGGAGAGGUGUGUGGAGCCUUCCUGUCCACUGAUUGGGAGGAGCGGAAGAGGGGCGGGAACAAGCUCAGCUUCUUCGGCACUGGAGAGUGUUUCGUCUUUAGAAUGAAGCCGGAGAUGGAGCGGUACGAGUGGGUGGUUAUCAAACACCCGGAGCUGGCGAACGCGUCUCAGGCCGCAGAUGAUGAACAGACCGGAGCGAACAACAACGGUGGGCUGCAGUCUCUGGAGAAACCUGCAACAGACCCGUCUCACCUGUCCCCCUUUCUGUCCGCGCGACACUUCAACCUCAACUCAAGGAACACCUCCAUGUUUAUGGCGGGAAACAUCGACUCCAUCAUUAUCGGAGGAGGCGAAGGUAACGCUCUGUACAUCGACUCGGAGCUGAACCACGGCCGAACCGAGCACUGCCUGACCUUCGACAACCCGCCGCUGUGCGCUGAGAGCUUCCAGAUCGCUCUGCUGGAGGUUUGGGGCUUCAAAGACGCCAUGGCUUCAUAAUACCGACUCCAUUGUGUUGUGCUGGACG
Messenger RNA from Sinocyclocheilus rhinocerous, 2011 nucleotides. RefSeq names its product TBC1 domain family member 24-like. The coding region runs from base 277 to 1983 and encodes 568 amino acids. NCBI's taxonomy places the organism in Eukaryota, Metazoa, Chordata, Actinopteri, Cypriniformes, Cyprinidae. The record is from RefSeq and is a predicted model, not a curated record. The transcript is spliced from 8 exons.